UCCAAAAAUCUGAAGGCUGUAGCUUGUACUUAGAUUCAAGCCAAAUCCUCUCCUUUAAUUAAUUCUCCACGAAAUUAUUCGAAUGUUAUUUUGUCGUUGAUGCGUAGGUAAUCACAGAAUGAUCAGAAGAUUACAGCUGAAUCAAGUCUGAAGAUCCAAUUUCCAUGGAAGAAUGACAUCCCACGUUGGUUCCUGCUCUUGAAUUUCCUUUUCGCAAGAGAAGUUCAUGCUUCAAGCCAAGGAGUCGAAGUGAUUAAUAUUUUCAGCCUUUGGAUUUUGGUAGAAGAGUAAGACUGUAAGGUUAUUUUAAGUUCAAAAAAUGGCAAUGGCAUCUCUAGUAAAGGUGAUUUUGGGCUCAAUUGCCUUUGCAAUCUUUUGGGUUUUGGCGGUGUUCCCAGCUGUCCCUUUCCUACCAGUAGGGAGAACUGCAGGGUCCCUUUUAGGGGCCAUGCUUAUGGUUAUAUUCCGAGUUGUAACACCUGAUGAAGCCUAUGAUGCAAUUGAUCUUCCCAUUCUUGGUCUUCUCUUUGGGACAAUGGUUGUGAGUGUGUAUCUGGAAAGAGCAGAUAUGUUUAAGUACUUGGGUAAGUUGCUCUCUUGGAAGAGCAAAGGAGCCAAGGACUUAAUUUGCAGAAUCUGCUUGAUUUCAGCCAUGUCAAGUGCCCUUUUCACCAAUGACACCUCUUGUGUGGUCUUGACUGAAUUUGUACUAAAAAUUGCUAGACAACAUAAUCUCCCCCCUCAUCCAUUCCUCAUUGCCCUUGCAUCAAGUGCUAACAUAGGAUCUUCAGCAACUCCAAUUGGCAACCCUCAAAACUUGGUUAUAGCUAUUCAGGGUAAGCUCAGUUUUGGGAAGUUUCUAAUUGGAGUCCUCCCUGCAAUGCUUGUGGGAGUUUUUGUGAAUGCUGUGCUUAUUCUUCUCAUGUACUGGAGAGUAUUAACUUCUCAAAAGGAUGAAGAAGAUGCAAUUGCUGAUACUGUUGCAGAAGAGGAUGUGAAUUCUCAUCGGUUUUCACCGGCCACUAUGUCACAUGUGACAUCCUUAAACUCUCAGGAAUGGCACUCUAAAGUGGGAUCUUUUAAUUUGCAAAGUUCUGACAAUGUCUAUGGCAAUAUUGGUCAUGGUGAUACUCUUAGAAAUCGAGCUGGUUCCACUGAGAAUGAAAUCCAGAAGGUAUAUAGUGGUCCACUUGAAACACCGGGAAAUUCAAAUGAAUUAAAAGAGGUGUCAAUGGAUGUAUUAGCAGUUACAUUGAGCAAUGCUGUUUCUCAGCGGUCAGAUGGAAAGAAAUAUUCGGCCACAAGGUGGAAAAAAAUAUUGUGGAAAUCUUGUGUUUACCUUGUAACUGUAGGAAUGCUAUUUUCUUUGCUUAUUGGUCUCAACAUGUCAUGGACCGCAAUUACUGCUGCACUUGCUCUUGUGGUCGUUGAUUUCAAAGAUGCUGGACCAAGCUUAGAAAAGGUAUCUUACUCCCUUUUAAUUUUCUUCUGUGGAAUGUUUAUCACGGUGCAUGGCUUUAACAAAACUGGAAUUCCAAACGUUUUAUGGAAUUUGAUGGAGCCCCAUGCACACAUUGAUCAUGCGAGUGGGAUAGCAGUUCUUGCUGUUGUUAUUCUUGUCCUGUCAAAUGUGGCUUCCAAUGUACCAACUGUGCUCCUGCUUGGAGGUCGAGUAGCAGCGUCUGCAGCUGCAAUUUCUGCAGUUGAGGAGAAGAAGGCAUGGCUAAUAUUAGCUUGGGUGAGCACGGUAGCUGGGAACCUGUCAUUGCUUGGAUCAGCAGCCAAUUUGAUAGUCUGUGAACAAGCUCGCCGAGCUCCUCAAGUUAAAUAUACCUUAUCCUUCUGGAAUCACCUCAAAUUCGGGCUCCCCUCAACCCUCAUCAUUACGGCUAUUGGCUUGACGUUGAUAAAGUAAUUAAGUCUCAUCUCCUUCUUCUUCAGCAGAAUCUUACUUCCAACAAAGCUGCUUCACUGUACAGCUUUAGAUUAUGAUCUAGAGUAAAGAAAAACGUUUUUCUUGCUCAGAAUGGUUGCCAGUCUCCGUUUCAGUUGUUUCUGAUGAACUGUAACUUUUGUUGUUUCGUGUUUGCUUUAUUUUCGAGUGUAAUCUUAAAAACAAAAUAAAUUUCUUGACUAUUAUGCUGUCUG
Mangifera indica (mango) is the source of this 2148-nucleotide messenger RNA. Its product is annotated as silicon efflux transporter LSI2-like. Gene Ontology annotation, cellular component: membrane. Gene Ontology annotation, biological process: transmembrane transport. The record is from RefSeq and is a predicted model, not a curated record. NCBI's taxonomy places the organism in Eukaryota, Viridiplantae, Streptophyta, Magnoliopsida, Sapindales, Anacardiaceae. The transcript is spliced from 4 exons. The coding region runs from base 320 to 1915 and encodes 531 amino acids.